AUGAGGCAUAGUAAGAGAGUUACUGUGCCACCAGAGAUUCUGGGUUCGAGCCCAGGCUCUGUCUCAGCCAAUUGCCUCCACCUUCUUGUUUGGUUGUACAUCUGUCUCUCGAUUCAGCUUUUCUCUUCCUCCGUUGGGGUCCUGUAUGGUGUACCUGGCUCCACCCUGGUCAUCCCAUGUCUCCCUGGCCAAAAACAACAAAGCUUUGCUGGGGCUAAGAUCACCUGGAAAUACAAUGACUCCCUGGUUCCAGACUACCCAGAAUCCUCAGAGCAACUCAAGCUCUCCCCGGGUGGCUUCUUUCUGGAAAUCGCUCCUGUCAGUGUAGCCAACGAGGGGGAAUAUGAAUGUGUGAUCAAGCAGAAUGAUAUGGGGUGGCAAAAAGUGAACAUAAUCCAGGUUGAUAUGUCCAGCAGCUACAUUCUCAAGGUAAACGAAGGGUCCACUGUGAAUUUACCUUGUGAACGCCCACCAUCCAGCAAUGACCAGGUCCAUUGGUACAGAUAUGAUAAAGUAAUGAGGAACUGCACACGGAAGCAGUUGAAUCCUGCAGACACUGGAGAAAUGGAGGAUGUCCAAUCCAUGCAAUUCUACGAUGCGGAUCCAGUCAAAUUGACCAAUAGUAGUGAGGUAAACGUGGAAAUGAUCAACAGUUGGGUGGCGAAGCAGACAAAUAAUAAAAUAAAAGAGCUGGUCAACUCUGUUCCCGCCCACACCGAACUGGUACUCCUCAAUGCUGUGUAUUUCAAUGGUCAAUGGAAGAUGAAAUUUGAUGCAAAAUCCAAGAAGUUUCCAUUUGUGAAACUCAAUGGUGAUACUGUGUUGGUGCCUGUCCUCUACAGUGCCAAAUACAAAUUGGCUAUGCAAUACGUCCCAGCACUGAUGGCACAGCUCUCUGACCUGCAAUUGGUGGAGGGGAAGAUGAUGGACAAGGCAGUGAGCCAGAUGAUGGAGCAGAUGAAUCAGGUGUCUCCCCAGGCCACUGAGCGAUCUCCCUCUAUCCUUCCCUUUUCCCUUCUGGCCCUCUUCACUCUCCUUCUCCAUGUCCGCCUCCUCUUAAUCCCCCACCUCUUUCUUCCCUUAGGUUUGUCGGAGCUGUUCGACAGCGCCAACCUGUGUGGCCUCUACCCCGACAACGAGUUGCUGCUGACGGACGCCCGCCACCGGGCCUUCCUCUCCCUGACGGAGCAAGGUGUGGAGGCUGGUGCGGCCACUUCCCUCUCUUUCUCCCGCUCCUUCUCUUCCUUCUCAGCCCCCAGGCCCUUCCUGAUGAUACUGUGGAGCGACCAGGCCAAGGCCCCACUGUUCGUGGGCCGAGUGACCGAGCCAUGAGAGAAGGAGGUAGAGAG
Messenger RNA from Oncorhynchus gorbuscha (pink salmon), 1349 nucleotides. RefSeq names its product plasma protease C1 inhibitor-like. Gene Ontology annotation, molecular function: serine-type endopeptidase inhibitor activity. The coding region runs from base 1 to 1332 and encodes 443 amino acids. The record is from RefSeq and is a predicted model, not a curated record. Gene Ontology annotation, biological process: negative regulation of endopeptidase activity. NCBI's taxonomy places the organism in Eukaryota, Metazoa, Chordata, Actinopteri, Salmoniformes, Salmonidae. The transcript is spliced from 7 exons.